This is a messenger RNA of Laetiporus sulphureus 93-53, 567 nucleotides long. RefSeq lists its product as uncharacterized. The transcript has a single exon. NCBI's taxonomy places the organism in Eukaryota, Fungi, Basidiomycota, Agaricomycetes, Polyporales, Laetiporaceae. Bases 109 to 456 code for a protein of 115 amino acids. The record is from RefSeq and is a predicted model, not a curated record.
CGCGGGUGGACUGGUCUCGAGUAUUGUCGUCGACUACAUUGGGUACUCAAACCGAUAUAUGGCACUGUACCCUUGAGAGAGAAUGACCUCCUUGGUGACGACAUUCUCAUGGCACAUCUCCAACGUAUCCCUUUUUUCCCUCUUCUCUUACUGAUUCUCCCAGCCAAAUUAAAAGUACCCUCUAGCAACGUCAUCCUCAUGGCCCAUCACUUUCUCGCUCCAGAAGUUCCCGCUCAUGCGUGCAAUGACGCGGUCGUACAGUCACCUCGACCAUGCGCUUAUGCUCGAUCACCGUACGUUGAAUGGCACAUCCUCGGAAGAAUCAUCUGCGCUCCAAUUAUCGCUCAAUGCAGAACCUAUCUGCUCCCUCGAAUCUCUCCACGACUGAUCUCCUCGCCUGAUUAUGAUGCAUGUGCUAGAGAAUUGCUGCCAAGUGUGCCCACCCCCAACCGUUGAUCCCCGCUGUGUGGCCGAUAUUGCUUGAAAGACCCGCAUGACUGUCUUGGCAUAUGACCAGCCUUGAUCCGCAACUGACAUGACGUUUGCACUUCCGCUAUCAACCUCGAU